GACUCCGUCUCCUCGGGAAAGGCGUGCGGAGGCUCGCUCUCGGAUUUGGGAAUCACCCCCAAAUUAGACCCUUCGGGUGGAUGCAACGUCAACAGAGAGGAAGGAGAAGGUGGCCCUGGAGUGUCCCGAGGAGCCCCGCAGGGAUGGUGUGAGAUGGCAGAUGAAGGAAUGAUGGGAUCUCUCCGUGGAAGGAGGCUGGAAUGGGUGGAAAUCAUCGAGCCUCGGACCCGGGAGCGCAUGUACGCCAACCUCAUCACGGGGGAGUGCGUGUGGGACCCCCCCGCUGGGGUGCGGAUCAAACGCACCAAUGAGAACCAGUGGUGGGAGCUCUUCGACCCCAACACCUCCCGCUUCUACUACUACAAUGCCACCACGCAGAGGACGGUGUGGCACCGUCCCCAGAACUGCGACAUCAUCCCCCUGGCCAAGCUGCAGACCCUGAAGCAGAACACGGAGUCGCCGCGGGCUUCCACGGAAAACAGCCCCGGGAGGAGCAGCAAUGUCAGCAGGGAAGGAAGCACCAGCUCGUCCCUGGAGCAGGAGCUGGAGGGCAACGAGAAGGUGCAGGAGCAGCGGUCGAGCCGUCAGUCCAGCCAGUAUUCCGUGGUGAAGGAGGAAACGGAAAGUUCAUCGCCUUCCGGAGUGUUUGAGAAGGAAUACGACAUUUAUCGGGAUUACAGCACGGAAGGACAACUCCUCCACUACAGGACCUCAUCCCUCCGAUGGAACGCCGGCACCAAGGAGCGGAUGCUGAUCAAGGUGACGGAUCGGGAGCCCAGCUUCCUCCUCCACCAAGGCAACGGCUACGCCCCCGAAAACCAACCGGGCUCCCGCUCCCGCCGACCCUCGGGCGGCCAACAGUCGCCCAACCUCCAAACCUUCUCCUCCGACGCCGACAACUCCGUGUUUUUCCCGGAGAGGAAGCAGUCGCCCUUCCUGAAGAGGGCUGAGCACGUGGGCAGCUGCUCACCGCUGCUGGGCCGGGGCGAUUCCUUCUGCUCGCCGCUCCAAGCGCAGCACCGCAAACAUUCCAGCGAAUCCCAGCCCUCGUCGCCCCGCUACGCCUACGAGCCCCCGCUCUACGAGGAGCCCCCCAUGGAAUACCAGGCUCCCAUCUAUGACGAGCCCCCCGUGGACAUGCAGUACGAAGCCAGCGGGAGCUACAAAGCCGGAUCUCCGCAGAAAUCGCCCAUCCGAAAGCCUCACCCUUUCCUUCAGUCACCCAAGCAAGGCUCCAACUCGCCGUACCAGCAGUUGGUGCUCACCAAGCAGAAGUGUCCCGACCGCUUCAUGAGCCUGGAAUACAGCCCCGCCGGCAAGGAAUACGUCAGGCAAUUGGUCUACGUGGAGCAGUCGGGUUCCAGCCCUAAAAUGAAGACGGGCUUGAGGCACAAAUAUUCCCCCAAUCCCAUCGGUGGCUCCUACUCGCUGCAGCACAGCCCCUGCCUGGUGCGGGAUCAACGCCUGGAGAUCAAAUCGGGCGACUACAGCAGCAUGGAGGGACCCGACUUCUGUCCCGGCCCGACGGGGGCCCAGGUGGCCCAGGGCGAGGACUCCAUGUCGUGGUCCAGCCAGCAGGACACCUUGUCCUCCACCGGUUACUCACCCUCCACCAGGAAGAGGAAAAGCCGGAAGCCUUCGGUGACCCACGACCCCAACGCCUCCUCCACGGACGGCUCUGGGGACCGGGAGGUGUUGGGCGAGCUGGGUGAGGAACGAGCCACGCCAGGACCCAACAGGUCCCCAAUGAACCGGACGGAGAGCAAGGCGGUGGAGGCGGAGGCGGCGCGGGGCUUCCCGGAGCCUUUCCUGGCGCAGGCGCGCCUGGCUUGGGAAGCACAGCAGGCCCACUACCACAUGAAGCAACGGAGCAGUUGGGAUUCCCAAAAGGACGGUUCGGGCUACGAGAGCGACGGUGCCCUCCCGCUGCCCAUGCCAGGCCCGGUGGUGCGAGCCUUCAGCGAGGACGAGGCGUUGGCGCAGCAGGAGAACAAGCACUGGAAGAGGAACACCUUCGAGAAGCUGGGCUUCCCCCAGAUCCUGCUGGAGAAGAGCGUCUCCGUCCAGACCAACCUGGCCUCCCCCGAGCCCUACCUGCAUCCAUCUCAGUCCGAGGACCUCGGUGCCUGCGCCCAGUUCGAGAGCAGCCGGCAGACCCGGAACAUGAUGCCGAGCGCCAGCUGCGUCUUCCCCACCUUCAACCUGCGCAAGCCCUCCUCGGAGACGGACAUUGAGAACUGGGCCUCCAAGCACUUCAACAAGCACACCCAAGGGCUCUUCCGACGGAAGGUCUCCAUCGCCAACAUGCUGGCCUGGAGCAGCGAAUCCAUCAAGAAACCCAUGAUCAUGACCAACGACCGCAACGUCAAGAAGGAGGCGUGCGAGAUCUUCAAACUCAUCCAGAUGUACAUGGGCGACCGGCGGGCCAAGACGGACCAGCUCAACGUGGCCUUGGAGAUCGCCACCAAAGGUUGGAGCAUGCAGGGGCUGCGAGAUGAGCUCUACAUCCAGCUGUGCCGGCAGACCACCGAGAACUUCCGUUACGAGAGCCUGGCCCGCGGCUGGGAGCUCAUGGCCAUUUGUUUGGCCUUUUUCCCACCCACCCCCAAAUUCCAUUCCUACCUAGAAGGAUACAUUUACCGGCACAUGGAUCCGGUGAAUGACACGAAAGUGUCGCGGCACCUCCGCCACCUCCUGGAAAGGACCAAUAAGAAGAAACCCAAAUUGCGAAAGAAACCCAAGCCCCAAAUCGAGGAGCACCAGGGGGUGGCCAUCAGCACUUACGCCAAGUACUGCUACAACAAACUCCAGAAGGCGGCUCUGACCGGAGCCAAGAAGGGCCUGAAGAAGCCGAACAUCGAGGAGAUCCGCCACGCCAAGAACGCCGUCUUCAACCCGUCCAUGUUUGGCAGCUCCCUGCAGGACAUCAUCACCAUGCAGAAGGAGCGGUACCCGGACCGGCAGCUGCCCUGGGUGCAGACCCGGCUCUCCGAGGAGGUCCUGGCGCUCAACGGGGACCAGACCGAGGGCAUCUUCAGAGUCCCCGGUGACAUCGACGAGGUCAAUGCCCUCAAGCUGCAGGUGGACCAAUGGAAGAUCCCCACCGGCUUGGAGGACCCUCACGUUCCCGCAUCCCUGCUGAAGCUCUGGUACCGGGAGCUGGAGGAGCCACUGAUCCCGCACGACUUCUACGAGCAGUGCAUCACCCACUACGAGAACCCCGAGGCCGCCAUCGCCGUCGUCCACUCCCUGCCCAGGAUCAACAAAAUGGUGCUGUGCUACCUCAUCCGCUUCCUCCAGGUCUUCGUGCAGCCGGCCAACGUGGCCGUCACCAAGAUGGACGUCAAUAACCUGGCCAUGGUGAUGGCCCCCAACUGCCUGCGCUGCCAAUCGGAUGACCCGCGGAUCAUCUUCGAGAACACCCGCAAGGAGAUGUCCUUCAUCCGGGUGCUCAUCCAGCACCUGGACACCAGCUUCAUGGAAGGCGUCCUAUAGCGGCCGCCACCGCGUUGUCCCCACCCCGUCACCAGCCCCACCGUCCCCUCCGAGGAGCUCCGGCCGGACCUUCCCGCCCGGCCGCGGGGAUGCAGAGAAGUCCCCCGUGGUCCAUCCCGACCUUCUGGCCGUGGCAUUGCCCAGCUCUUCGCUGGUGGAGUCACGAGGAGCAUCUCAGCUCCGUGGGGACGUUCCCGAGGAAUCUGAGAGGUCUCCUGGUGUCUCCAUGGGGUUGAGAGAAUGUGACGCGAGCAGAGCCAUCUUCAGGGUGGUGGGAGAAGCUCACCUGGAGAACGUGGGACACCGGGGACCACCACGGUGACAAUUGUCCCCCACAGGGAAGAGACUCAGGGGGUCCCCAUGGGAGUGGCCGUGUCCUGGGGGGGCCGUUGUGGCCGAUUGUCCAUCCUGGGGUGCUGGAGGAGCUGGGUGGGCAGGAUGUCCCCUCAUGUCACCGUGUCCAUCCUGUCCCACGCGCGUUGGCACCACCAGGACCUGGCCCAGCACCCCCCGGGCCCUGCUGGACCCAUGCCAGGGCCUCCCAUCUGCUUCUGGUUCUUCUGGACCCAUCUUGGAGCCCAUCAUCAACUCCUGGGCCCAUCUUGGGUUCCACUAUCUCCUCCUGGUUCUCCUGAACCCAUCUUAGAACCCAUCAUCAACUCCUGGACCCAUCUUGGAACCCACCCUCAACUCCUGGACCUGUCUUGAGGUCCAGCAUCUCCUCCUGAUCCUACAGGACCCAUCUUGGAAACCAUCAUCAACUCCUGGACCUGUCUUGAGGUCCAGCAUCUCCUCCUCAUCCCACAGGACCCAUCUUGGAUUCCAGCAUCUCCUCCUGAACCCAUCUGGGUGUCCACUAUCUCCUCCUGGUCCUCCUGAACCCAUCUUGGGGUCCAUUAUCACCUCCUGAACCCACCUCAGGAUCCAUCAUCUCCUCCUGGUCCUCCCAGAUCCAUCUUGGUG
Corvus hawaiiensis (hawaiian crow) is the source of this 4458-nucleotide messenger RNA. RefSeq names its product Rho GTPase activating protein 39 (gene ARHGAP39). Gene Ontology annotation, biological process: signal transduction. Gene Ontology annotation, cellular component: cytoplasm; cytoskeleton. Gene Ontology annotation, molecular function: protein binding; GTPase activator activity. The record is from RefSeq and is a predicted model, not a curated record. Lineage: Eukaryota; Metazoa; Chordata; Aves; Passeriformes; Corvidae. The coding region runs from base 154 to 3495 and encodes 1113 amino acids. The transcript has 11 exons.